AUGGUGAUUAGCAGUGGCGUAUUUGUGGCUCGUUCGUGUUGCUUGAGGCUGCAAACACCGCUCCUUGCACUGCGCCGGAGAUUCUGCGGAGCCACAGCUUGCUCUGUUUCUCUGAACGAGACCACGCCGACUAAGAAGAAGAAAUCCGACAAGGAGAAGGUGAUUGUGAUUUCUGGGCCCACCGGCGCCGGGAAAAGCAGACUUGCCAUGGAGCUCGCUAAGCGUCUCAAUGGCGAAAUCAUCAGUGCUGACUCUGUUCAGGUGUUCCAAGGCCUUGAUGUUGGAUCAGCUAAGCCAUCAGCAGAAGAUAGAAAGGAAGUCCCACAUCAUCUUAUCGACAUUUUGCAUCCAUCUCAAGACUACUCUGCGGGGGAUUUUUUCGACGAUGGAAGGCAAGCUACUAAAGAUAUUCUUAGCAGAGGGCGUGUUCCCAUAGUUACAGGUGGCACUGGCUUGUACCUGCGAUGGUUUAUCUAUGGGAAGCCGGAUGUGCCAAAACCUUCUCCAGAGGUAAUCUCUGAGGUCGAAAAUAUGAUAGGUGGUUUUCAAUUCGAAGAGAACUGGGAUGAAGCUGUUGAGUUUGUGGUCAAUGCUGGUGAUCAAAAAGCCUCUUUGUUACCUCGUAAUAAUUGGUAUAGACUACGGCGUAGCCUCGAGAUACUCAAGUCAACAGGAUCUCCACCGUCUUCCAUUCGCCUUCCAUAUGAUUCUUUUCGAGAAAAUAUGAACUCUUCUGAUGCCAAUGACAUAGAUGAGACUGAUCCGUUUGCUGAUAUCUCUGUCCAAAACAUAGAGACAGAUUUGGACUAUGACUUCCUCUGUUUCUUCUUGUCAAGCCCGAGGAUUGAUCUCUACAGAUCUAUUGAUUUCAGAUGUGAAGAUAUGCUUUCAGGUGACAAUGGAGUUUUGUCAGAAGCUAGAUGGCUUCUUGAUCUUGGUCUUCUUCCAAACACAAGCUCUGCAACUCGUGCCAUUGGUUACAGACAGGCCAUGGAAUAUCUACUGAAGUGUCGUCGACAAGAAGGUAUAAGUUCCCCUGGAGAAUUUUACGGUUUUUUGAACAACUUUCAGCGAGCAUCCAGAAACUUUGCGAAAAGGCAAAUGACAUGGUUCCGGUGUGAGCCUAAGUACCACUGGCUUAACGCUUCUAAACCUCUGGAUACAAUACUUGAAUUCAUAUAUGAUGCUUAUGAGAACGAAGCAGAGACGCUGGUGGUGCCAGAUUCUGUCAGGAUGAGCAAAGACAAAUCAUCCCGUCGAGAUGUUGAUGUUCUAAAGCGUUACCGCCCAAUAAAUAGGCAUUUCGUAGGACGAGAAGAUUGUGCUCCCGUAUUAGAGUGGAUCAGAAGUGAAGGAUGUAACAGUGACGAAGUCUCAACCGUGGAAGUAGCAGCAAGAUAG
Messenger RNA from Microthlaspi erraticum, 1401 nucleotides. The record is from the annotation of a GenBank genome assembly. NCBI's taxonomy places the organism in Eukaryota, Viridiplantae, Streptophyta, Magnoliopsida, Brassicales, Brassicaceae.